Prorocentrum cordatum is the source of this 551-nucleotide messenger RNA. NCBI's taxonomy places the organism in Eukaryota, Dinophyceae, Prorocentrales, Prorocentraceae. The record is from the annotation of a GenBank genome assembly.
GCCCCUUCCGCCUUGUCCUUACUCUCUGCGUCUGCAGAGAUCAGCUAGCCGUGUGCCUCAGUCUCGCGUUUAAUGCCGACAUCUGGCAUGUAGGCGCUGGCUGCCCGCGCUCGCGGGAGAGGACGCCACAGCCGCCGUCCGUCGAUCGGGUUGAGGCGGCCAUCGUUACGCUCUGCCUCAGGGGGUUUUCGAGGGAAAACUCCAUCCUGCCCGUCCUCCCCUUCUCGGCGGGCCGCGCCCUUUUCCCCCUCCGGCCCGCGCCGCGCGCCAGGGACAGGCUCCUCGGCGACGACGUCUCGCAGGACGGCGAGAGCGCGGUGCGCAAGGUGUCCAACUCUGCCUCGGGGCACUGCCCAGACAGCACCACGCCAACGCCCGAGCACCCGUUCAUCUUCUACCACGCCGAGCAUUGCAACGGGGAGGUCCUGACCCACAUCCUGGUGGAUGGCCUGAAGGCCCUGCCGGUUACGAACACCACCGUCGGCAGCGCCAUCACGGCGCGCCGCACCCCCGCGGCGGCGGCGGGCCCCGCCCCCCUCGGCAGGGCAGCG